Molecule: messenger RNA, 1284 nt
Organism: Aureobasidium melanogenum CBS 110374
Lineage: Eukaryota; Fungi; Ascomycota; Dothideomycetes; Dothideales; Saccotheciaceae
Exons: 2
Coding region: 1-1284 (427 amino acids)
Source: RefSeq, a predicted model, not a curated record
AUGGUUCUCGAAGGAAGCUUGUUCCAUUGUAAGCUCAGCACGCCUGCACGCUCAAUCGAUGCUGCCAACGAGAUCAGAAAGACUGCCGUGUAUCUCUUCCUUGAUGCAAGCCAUGUUCAAAGCCUAGAGAUCUGCGACAAUGAGGAAGAAGUCAUUCCGUCUUGUGUCAGGAGCGCUUUCAUCAAGCAAGGAUCGAGUACAACGGCAGACGAACUUGUGAGCAUUCGCUUUGUUCUCAAAGAUCAUGCAACCUUCGUCGCACCUGAUUCACUGUUACAAAAGAGACCGUCUAUGAUCGAGGACAUCGAGGCCUUGUGGCGAAUAUGUCGACUCGACACAUUCAAGGUCUACGUGUCGUCCAAGGCUGUCAGCACAAGACAUAUAUUGGCUCUCAGCAACUCAUUAGCCAGAGGCAUGAAGCCUACACCCGAGGACGUCAUCAACAGCAUAUAUCUUAAGCCGGUCAACAGCAAGAUUGUCACGUCCCUCAAUGACCUUUGGACACUGAAUCGACCUGAAAAUCCACCUCCCUAUGACCUCUCAACGAGUCUAGGAGCCAUCGACAGUGAUCCGACAAGUCAAUCGGACUCCAGAGUUAUAAGCAGCUCUAGAAAACAUGGCAAGAGACGGAUAGCAUCACCUGUAUCACGUCAAACGCCUUCUAAGCGACAAUUGUUGACGGAGAAAGCUGUGCCAGAACCUUGGGAACUGGCGUUCGCAGCUCUCAGUGCAGAAUUUGCAAUCCUACGUGAACAAGUACAGCAGCUCCAGCGGGCUCCUGUAGUUGAUGCUGGAACACAGACCGACUCGUUCGUGGAUCAUGCACCUGAGUCUUGCUCAGUCCCUGACCCGCAUUACUCAUCACCAAGCCAGGCCAGCACGGUUGAGAACAGUAUCGAGGACCGUCUUCUGAUGGUCGAAGACAGCAUUCUCGAGGAACAGUUACGGAGAGCGUUGUCAGAUGAAAAGCUCGAGAACACCGAGAAGCAGCUGGCAUUGCUAGAUGAAAAGCUCGAGAACACCGACAAGCAGAUACGGCAGGAGCUUGACCUCGAGUGCUCUGGGUUGAAAACCGCCGUCGAGCUCCUCAAUUCUCGCCAUGACGAGCUUCAACAAGAGUUCAAAGAAGAUAUUGAUACGCAAAAAUUGGAUCUACAGGUCAAGUUGGAAGAGUUUAUUGAUGAUCGACUGGAAAAUGUUGAGGAGGCUGUCAAGCACGAUGUCAGGGUGGCGUUCGAGAAUGCAUCUUACAAAGUCGACGUAGAUCUCGGGUGGUUGGAAUAG